Molecule: messenger RNA, 495 nt
Organism: Olea europaea var. sylvestris
Lineage: Eukaryota; Viridiplantae; Streptophyta; Magnoliopsida; Lamiales; Oleaceae
Exons: 2
Coding region: 145-351 (68 amino acids)
Source: RefSeq, a predicted model, not a curated record
AAUAUCCCUCUGAAGUUUCUGAAACUUUCAAUUUAUAUCCUGAAUUUUCAGAACUUUGUCUUACCGAAUUCAUUUACGAGAUUUCAUAAUUGAUUAUGCAACUUUCCGAGAUAGGGUUUUACGGUUUUCUGUAAUACGCUGGCAAUGGAAAAGAACAAAUUCGAAGUCCGGCAGAUUCUUAAGAGCAAAAAAUUUUGGUUUACCUCUUUCCUCAUAGCUUGGGCUGCUGCUCUCCAGGGCCAUAUUAUGUGGCUACAGAGGCAAGAUUCCUUCAAGAAGAAGUUCGGGGACCAUAAACAGGACGCAGGUUCCGAAGAAGGGGCCGAGAAUCAAAAUUUUAGUAACUCCUAAAGACUGGCUGCUACUGUGAGUGGGAUCAUUCCGUGUUGUUUUUCUUUCUAAAUUUCCUUCAAUUAUGCCUGGACGAUUGUUCAUAUACUAAUUCAACAAAUUGAAAUUUCAAGCUAUUUUACUUAUGUUUUAGCUGUUGUUUAC